Molecule: messenger RNA, 5544 nt
Organism: Closterium sp. Yama58-4
Lineage: Eukaryota; Viridiplantae; Streptophyta; Zygnematophyceae; Desmidiales; Closteriaceae
Source: the annotation of a GenBank genome assembly
AUGGCUACUCCUACUGUACUUACUUUCGAUGCUGAGGGCCGUCCAGUGAAGUUCGAAACCUGGCUCGAUGACCUCCACCUCUUUCUACAGCUCACUGCUAAGGAGGACGUUUCACUGUACGAUCACGCCCUAGGCAACGCUACUGCCCCUCCUACCACUGCUGACAGCACUCAGCGCUCACAGUGGCAGACUCGUGACGCCCACGCUCGCUUCGCUAUUCGUAACUCCCUACCGAUCGACGAGCGCGAGCACUUUGGCCAGCACAAAACUGCUAAGGACCUGUACACUGCUGUAGUCGCUCGCUACUCCUCCCCCGCUUCUGCCACACUAGGCCGCCUCACUCUCCCCUACCUGUUCCCCGACCUGGCCUCCUUUCAGACAGUUGCUGACCUCAUCACCCACCUUAAGACCAGUGAGGCCCGCUUUCGCGCUGCUAUGCCUGACGAGUUCCUCACCAGCAACCCCCCCCCGCUCUGGAUCACUCUCUACCACAUAGUCACCCGCCUCCCCGACUCCCUGCGCACAGUCAGGGACCACUUCCUCUCUCGCUCCCCCACUGAACUCACCAUUGCCCUCCUCGAGAAGGAACUGCUUGCAGCUGAGGCGAGCAUCGUCGCUGUAGGCACCUCUCGUGGCGACCCCCGCACCCCGUUCUUUGAGGGGUGUUCCCCUUCCCCUCUCCUCCCCUCUGUCGCCUCUGCUGCUGCUGUCGACCUCCUUGGUGCUGGGAAGGUCGGGGCCGCGUCUGCUUCGAGCGGGCGCCGCAAGAGCAAAGGGGGCAAGGGUGGAGGUGGUGGCGGAGGAGGUGGGGGUGGAGGCGGUGGGAGUGGAGGAGCGGCUGGGGAGGCUAGUGGCGGCAGUGGGGGUGGUGACAGCAGCGGCGGGAGUGGCGGCAGGGGUGGAGGCGGCAGCGGAGGCGGAGGUGGUCGUGGCAGCGGCAGGGGUGGAGGUGGCCGAGGCGGUGGCGGCGGCAGUGGUGGUCGUGGAGGCGCUGGCGGUGGCCAGAGUCAGCAGCCCGCCCCGUCGCUUCAGGCCGCCCGUGAGUGGUAUGCGCAGCGUGGCUUUACCUGCACGUACGUCAUUCGCACUGGUGACCGCACUGGCCAGCAGUGUGGGAGGCCGCAUCCCACACAGCGCUGUUUCGCGCGCCUUACUGACGCGUGGCGUGCCCAGUUUCCUGAUGCCACUGACCUGCCCCGCUGGGCUGAUCUGGAGAAGAAGGGAGUUGAUAUCUGGGCUUUAGACUUUGAUGCUAUUCUCACUGCCAUGUAUGCGAUGUUUACUAGUGGAGAGGGUGCUCAGUACUUGCGUGUUCCGCCCGACCCGGGCAUUCAGACCAGUCCGGCUGCCGCUCUAGGUGCUAGUGAGUCUGCUGCCCCAGGUCCUGGUGAGGCUGCUGCUCUAGGUGCUAGUGAGUCCGUGCCCUCUGGUACUGAGUCGACUGCAGCACUGCACACCUUCACACUGGACUCAGGUGCUUCUCGCUGUUUCUUUCGUGACCGCACUGUCCUUGAGCCGCUUGCUCGGCCAGUUGCUGUCUCCCUCGCUGACCCCUCUGGGGGUCCGGUCGUUGCGACCUCCUCCACUGUCCUUCCUUGUCCUGCGGUCCCGUCAGGCACACUGUCAGGUCUCUACCUCCCCUCGUUCUCUACGAACUUGGUGGCAGGUAGUGCGCUCCAGGACGGGGGUGUUCACCAGUUCACCCCUGCUUACGAGCGCGUGACCCACUGCACGUGUGCUCGGACGGGCCGUCACCUGGCUACCUUCACUCGGCAGCCGGGGUCGGACCUGUACACACUGACCACUGAGUCCCCUCAGGUAGCUGCGUCCGCGUCUGCGUCUGCGUCAGGUCAGCUGUCCGCCCCCUGCUCGUGUCGCUCUCUGGCGCAUGAGACUGUCCUCUGGCACCACCGCCUUGGUCACCCGUCUGUGCAGCGCCUUCGGGCCAUGCACAAACGGGACCUUGUUGCUGGUCUUCCCAGGGUUCUCCCUCCCCUCCCACCCUCGCCUGCUCCUCCCUGUCUUCCCUGUGUCGAGGGGCGGCAGCGCGCCGCUCCUCACUCCUCCUCCUUCCCCCCGACGACUGCUCCUUUGCAGACGCUCCACAUGGACGUGUGGGGCCCAGCCCGAGUCCGUGGUCACGGUCAGGAGAGGUACUUCCUGAUUGUUGUUGACGACUUCUCGCGCUACACCACGGUCUUCCCCUUGCGCACCAAGGGUGACGUCCCUGAUGUCUUGAUCCCUUGGAUCCGCAGAUCUCGUCUCCAGCUCAGUGAGCGUUUCCGCUCCGACUUCCCUGUCCUGCGUCUGCACUCUGACAGAGGUGGGGAGUUUUCCUCUGGCCUCCUGGAGGCCUUCUGUCAGCAGGAGGGCAUUGAGCAGUCGUUCACGCUUCCGGCCUCUCCACAGCAGAAUGGGGUUGCUGAGCGCCGCAUUGGCUUGGUCAUGGAGGUCGCUCGUACCUCCUUGGUUCAUGCGGCUGCCCCCCACUUUCUGUGGCCGUUUGCAGUCCGAUACGCUGCGCAUCAGCUCAACCUUUGGCCUCGUGUCUCCUUACCGGAGACUUCUCCGACACUGCGUUGGACGGGAGAGGCUGGCGAUGCGUCGCGUUUUCGGGUCUGGGGAUCUCGAGCUUUUGUUCGCGAUACGUCCGCGGACAAGCUCUCCCGUCGAGCUGUCCCCUGUGUCUUCCUUGGCUUUGUCCCGGACGCGCCUGGUGCUGAGGUACCAGACCCCCUCCCCCCUCAGGGUGCCGCUCCCUCAGGUGUGUCCCAGGUAGACCCGGUUGAGCCUGUCGAGGUAGCUGUUGACUCUCGUCCUGCUGGGGGUGCUGAGCCUGACCGUGAGGAGUCUGAGGGUACUGAGCCUGGGGGUGCGGAGCCUGGGGGUGCGGAGCCUGGGGGUGCGGAGCCUGGGGGUGCUGAGCCUGGGGGUGCGGAGCCUGGGGGUGCGGAGCCUGGGGGUGCUGAGCCUGGGGGUGCUGAGCCUGGGGGUGCUGAGCCUGGAGGUGCUGAGUCUGGGGGUGCUGAGUCUGGGGGUGCUGAGCCUGAGCGUGCUACACCUGGAGGAGCCCUCUCCUCCCGGCAGCUGCAGGAGCGGUACCUACAGUACUGCUGCCUCCGGAGAGGUGCUACUGGAGCUCGUACCAGUACUUCCCCUCCUGCCCAGGAGCUCCCCCCCAUUCAGCAGAUCCGAGAGUGGUACACGCGGCGCUGCAGUCUUCGGAGUGGUGCUCCUGGUGCUGCGGACCCUGAGGGUGGCGCUGCUACUGGUGCUGAGGACCCGGGCGUUGGAGCUGCUGCUGGUGCUGCGGACCCGAGCGGUGGCGCUGCUGCUGGUGCUGAGGACCCGGGCGUUGGAGCUACUGCUGGAGCUGAGGACCCGGACGGUGGAGCUGCUACUGGUGCUGAGGACCCGAGCGGUGGAGCUGCUGCUGGAGGUCUUACAGAGCGUCGUGAGCCUAAGUCUCGUCCUGCGUCGCCUGUUCGUACUGCUCGCACUGGUCGUCGUGUCCCACGUGAGCGUCCUCCUCCUGUCCCUGGCACUCACUACAUGACUCUGCGUCCCUCCACUGCUCCUCAGCGUGUUCCGCUGCCGUCUCCUCCUGCGUCCUCUCUGCCUACUCUUCCUGAUCCGGAGUCUGACUCCCGUCGUGCUGCCAGUCCCACUGUCACCCGUCUCCUCGCUACUGUUGUCACUGACCCUACCUUUGAGUCCUCUGCUGCGUCUGCUCUGGUCGCUGAGUUGAUAGACUUUGCUGCCCGGUGUCGUCUAGACUACGCCACUAGCCUUGUUGCUGAGUCUGAGUCUGAGUCUGUCUGUCCUCCGUCCGUCGGGGGUGAGUAUGCUCUUGGCACGGACGUCCUUGAGGACAGACAGGAGGAGUUCCAGUGCUUUGCUGCUGCUUUACCCCACCUCGUGUCCAUGCUAGUUGCCCCUGAGGGAGACCCGGAUGCACCAGACAUCCCGACCCCGCGCACUUACGCUGAGGCGAUGGCGGGUCCCUACUCCUCUCAGUGGCAGACAGCCAUGGACGCAGAGAUGGCUUCUUGGAAGUCCACAGGCACCUACGUCGACGAGGUUCCCCCACCUGGGGCGAACAUCGUCAGUGGCAUGUGGAUUUUCAGAGUGAAGCGGCCACCGAGUUCUCCUCCUGUCUUCAAGGCGCGCUACGUGGCUCGAGGCUUCAGUCAGCGAGAGGGAGUUGACUUCUUUCAGACCUUCUCCCCCACCUCGAAGAUGACCACUCUUCGGGUGCUGCUGCACAUAGCCGCUCAGCGCGACUACGAGCUUCACUCACUUGACUUCAGCACUGCUUUCUUGCAGGGCAGCCUGCACGAGGAGAUCUGGCUGCGCCGCCCUCCUGGCUUCACUGGGUCGGUUCCUCCAAGUACCCAGUGGAGGCUUCAGCGGCCGGUCUACAGUCUCCGCCAGGCACCGCGUGAGUGGCACGACACACUGAGGACGACACUUGCGGCUCUUGGGUUCGCUCCCUCUACUGCUGACCCGUCACUGUUUCUACGCACAGACACCUCACUGCUGCCGUUCUACAUCCUCGUGUACGUCGACGACUUGGUCUUUGCCACUGCUGACACCGCGGCACUCGCCCACGUGAAGUCGGAGCUGCAGAGGAGACACACGUGCACAGACCUAGGUGAACUGACAAGCUAUCUUGGCUUGCGGAUCACCCGGGACAGAGCACGGCGCACCAUCACCUUGACUCAGUCACACAUGGUGCAGCAGAUCCUUCAGCGCUUCCGCUUCACGUACUCCUCGCCUCAGUCCACUCCUCUGCCUACCGGUCACUCGCUCUCAGCUCUGCCUUCGGAUGAGUCCGUAGAGCCGAGUGGCCCGUAUCCAGAGCUUGUGGGCUGCCUCAUGUACCUGAUGACCUGCACUCGACCUGACCUUGCAUACCCUCUUAGCAUCCUUGCACGCUAUGUCGCUCCUGGCCGUCACAGGAAGGAGCACAUGGAUGCCGCUAAGAGGGUGUUGCGCUACUUGUGCAGUACGUCGGGCAUGGGGCUAGUGCUUGGAGGGCGAGACCGAGUUGUACUUACUGGACACUCAGACGCUUCUUGGGCGGACGACCAGGCUACUCAGCGGUCGUCUCAGGGUUACACCUUCAGCCUUGGCUCCGGCUCAGUUUCUUGGCGUUCUACACGCUCUUCUUCUGUUCUCAGCUCCAGUUGUGAGGCUGAGAUCUACGCCACAGCCAUGGCUGCCCAGGAGCUACGCUGGCUGACCUACCUGCUGACCGACUUGGGAGAGCGGCCUCGUUCUCCUCCAGUGCUGUACGUCGACAACCAGGCUGCCAUUGCCUUGUGUGAGGAGCACAGACUGGAGCACAGAACGAAGCACAUCGCCCUGCGGUACUUCCUUGCUCGAGAGCUGCAGCAGCGUGGUCAGCUUCGUCUGCGUUACGUGGCCACUGAGGCCAACCUUGCUGAUGUGUUCACCAAGGCGCUUCAGCCUUGUGACCAUCAGCGUUUCUGUACUCUUCUAGGCCUUGUGCCUGCUGGACCUCACUUACUUACUUCUUGA